AAACAGUCACAUAAAUGCACAGGCUGCCAGCACCAUGACCUCCUUUUUUUACUUUCUUCUGUGAGUAUUGUGCCAAGUUCUCCACCUUUGCAAAUAAGAUAAGAGCACAACUGCAAGAACUCUCCCAGCACUACGGACAACAAAAUGGAAGAGACAUUGGAGAAAGAGAUCCCGCCAUCUGAAGUAAGAGAUUCUGAUGAAGGUGGAAUUCGACUGCGAUUGAGAGACAGAGACCUGUUGAAGGAAACGAAAGGCUGAGGCAGAGGAAAAGGCAACCAACCAGUGGGUUUAUGGGUAAAGAUAGUGUUGAAUGAGGCCAAUAGAUGCACUAGAAAAGGCCUAGAACACUUAUUUAUUUUCAAGCCAUAUCACAUUGUGGUAUUGAUGCACAAAUGUGGAGUAGUCAUUCAGAUAAUGUCUCCUGAUAUUAAACACAGGGCUCAAAGUGUUAAAAGAGCUAAAAAGAAGACCAGCGGUACCCCAGGAAGGAAAGGUCGACCAAGAAAAGAACCGCCCGUAGUUAUUCCAGAAGAUCUCGAUCUGACUCAGGAAACAGAUCCUUCCCCUGUCACACUUCCUAUCACAGUACCUGUAUUACCCACGAUAGCAGAGACAGUGCCUUUAGUGCCAGUUGAGCCACAACCAGAGCUGGUGCCUGUGGAAACAAUUAGUGAAAAACCUCUGGAGGGGUUUCUGAUUGAGGAUCUGGGGCCUGAUGAGGAGGAAGACAUGCCUCAAAAAACCCUUGUCAUUGACACAGGCGAUGACGAGCAGCCAUGUGCUGAUGAACCUGUACCUGAACAGACUCAAGCCUCAAUGCCAGUGUAUCCUCCAGCAUCUGCUCCUUCUCAACCAGAAAGUCUACCUGAGAGUUUAAUUAUCUGAGUGUCUCUUUUUCUACAGAAAAAAAUGCAUUUUAGCUAAUUUACUAUUUCUAAACCUAAAACAAGAACAAAUGUAUAUUUAUUAAAUUCUUCAGGUCACCAUGUAUAUAUGCUACUUAUCAGUACUCUGUUAAAAAAAAAAAAAAAUCUAGACAUAUUGUUAAUAAAAUAAAAACCUGAAAUUGUUACAGUAUAGUACUUUUGUGUUCUUUAGUGAUUGUAAAGUACCUAGAACUUUUCCUUAAGCCUCUGACAAAUUAUUUUUUUUUAGUUUGUUUGUACAACUGACUAUUUUAAAAAUAAAUGGGUUUUGUACUUUG
Molecule: messenger RNA, 1204 nt
Organism: Labeo rohita (rohu)
Lineage: Eukaryota; Metazoa; Chordata; Actinopteri; Cypriniformes; Cyprinidae
Gene: hemgn
Product: hemogen
Exons: 4
Coding region: 385-885 (166 amino acids)
Source: RefSeq, a predicted model, not a curated record